AUGAUCUUAAAUGGUCGACUGACUUUAGCAGUUCGAGGCACAGAAAUGUGGGAUGAUUUUAAAUCAUGGCCGUCGAUAAAUCACAAAUGGCACAAACCUAAAUUCACUUCUAAAGAACAAAGAUUAAAAAUUGACGUACAAGACUUUAAAAAUUCUGCUGAAAUAAAGAGUCAAACUAAAGAACUAAGCAGUUCUCAGCGUAAUUACAUUGAUCUAACCGUCGGAUUAUACUCAAGCAAUUCAAGUAUUUUGCCAAUAAUUCCGUUCUUCGAUUCACAACCAGUGAUAACAAAUCCGCCAGCACCAAUUGAUGAAGUAAUUAAUCAUCCACGACCAAUAACAAACAACGACAGUAACCGCGAAAAAAUAUUAGAGUCUUUUAAUAAAAUUUACAAGUGGUGCAAAAAUUUUGAUGAUUCGACUAUUAACCACCUGGGUGAUGUCUUUAAGUCACAAAUUAAUUGGUACGAUCAGGCGGAAAGCUUGAAAAGUAAACUAACUAAUUCAGAUGCUAAAAAGGAAAAAGAAGAUGCGAUUUUUUUUGACAUUUUUGAGCUUAUUGAAACUAAAUUUCAUAAUCAAUUUAUGGACUAUCUUAUGGAUUAUGAUGGAUGCAAUCCUGAUACAAUUGAUCGGUUCAUUGGGAAUAUUAUUGAUAAUAAAAAUUAUCAGGAUAUGAUUGAUUUGAUUAAUAAUUUUAUUACUUUGACUUCUGGGUCAAAUACAUUUCUUACCUGCGAUGAUACACCAGCGUACGAACAAUUUUACAAUUUGUACGAAAGAGUUUUAGCGACAACCAGUAAAGCAUAUACAAUGCUUAUUUGCACUUUUAAAUUCCGUCAAUUAAGAUUGUCAAAUUUCAAUUUAUUCGAAAGAGAACAACAUAUUACUUUGGAAAAUUUUAAAAGUUCACUUAAAGAAAUUACUAAGUCAGCUAAAUACUAUUUAGGAACAAUUGACAAUCCUAUUUACAAGUCAUACAAAAAUUGCGAUCCUGAAAGCUGGAAAGAAGGUGAACAUUACAUUCGAGUAAAAAAUUAUGUAGCUUAUUACGAUCCAUCAAUUACAUGGGAUGUAAAUAGAGGUAUGACUUUUGAAUACAAUUAUUCGAAAGAGAAAUUCUGUCCCAAAGUCAACAGAGACUAUGUUUUACCAGUACACAAUAAAAUGUCUUCAUCGUGUAUUGAAAACAAAGACAACAAGCUUCAAAAGUUGUGCGCAUGCGGACUAUCUUCAGACAUUUGGGACAGUGUUAAUACACUGAGUUUGAGGCAAUUUUUGGUAGACACCACGAAAGAUCAGUUUGUUGUUAAAAACGGAAUUAUAACCUUAGAAAUAAGACAAGGAACAAUGGUUAAUGGCGCUGUUGAUCAACGAACAGUAUUUUGGAACACUAGUUUCGGUUUCGCAGAUGAACCGCCAGAUGUCGUUAGACUUAAUUACCAUGUGAAGACAAUUAACCUUGAUACAAUUGAGCUUCCCGAAGGACAAUUUGUUACUGGAAUUAAAUUCGAAGUACUAACUGAUAAUCACAUUACACUUGUAAUUCGUGGAUCGGAAAUGUACCGAGAUGAUAAAGUUUUUACGUCCAUUCAUGAUGAGUGGCACUAUCCUCCCGCGGAGAAUCCCGAAAAUACCAGGCACAAUUUUAAAUUGGAAGACUUUAAAAAUCCAGCAGAGUCAUCGCUUAAAAACAACGAAUUAAGCCGAUCAGGACAGAAUUACGUUCGACUCACUGGAGGAGUUUACUCUCGGCUCUUCAAUAAUUUUGCAGUAAUUCCUUUUAUCGACUCACGGGCUGUUGUCUCGUCUCCUCCGGCACCGCUCGGAGGACUAGGGCUGUUUUACAAAGGACAGCCAGGAUACGGUGGAUUUAUUGCGCUUAAAUAUAUUUUGUCUAAGUACAAUCUUAAUGUCGACGAAAGAAUUCUUUCUAUCAAUUAA
This is a messenger RNA of Cotesia congregata, 1944 nucleotides long. NCBI's taxonomy places the organism in Eukaryota, Metazoa, Arthropoda, Insecta, Hymenoptera, Braconidae. The record is from the annotation of a GenBank genome assembly.